CAUAGAAAUCAAUGCAAUUUGUUGAAAUUGGGCGGAAUUUAGCGCCUCUUGGCGGUUUUUGAGCACCUUUUGGGCGGGAUUUGAUCAGACACAUCUGGCAACACUGAGUGUAGGCACCGCAAGGGUUCACGUAAUCUCACUCACUCACUCCACUCCACUCCCACGCGUAUGAUGACCGCGUGCCUCUCUUUAUGAAUCGAGUCACAAAGUCCACGCAUCAUGAAACGGGCUCGGGUGAUGAGGCAGAGCUGCACUGUUCCCGGUGCGGCACUCCUUUUCUACCAAGAAAGAAAACAGGUCAUACGCCUUUGCUCCCCUCCUCCUCCUCCUCCCCCUCCUCUACCCCUCCACCCCCCAUACUGCCCCACCCCCAACUUGCUCAAGGUGUUCUCUGAUUGCUACAUUGCGCUCCUCUACCCUCCCCCUCCGCCGGCGAUUCUGACCAAUCAGCUCAUCGCGGCCACAGCUCACCUGAAAGUCAUUUGCAUAUUGGGCUUGCCUAGGCCGCGUGAUUGGUUGAACCUCAGGAGUUUCAGCUCACCCACCCUCCCCCUUCCCCCUUCCUCCUCCUCCACCAUCCAGCAUUCUGCUGUCUCUGCAACCAACCAAUGGCUGUUGGUGACAGUGACUCAGAGAGAGAGAGAGAGAGAGAGAGAGAGAGAGAGAGAGAGGGAGAGAGAGCAAGUUGCUUCACUACACUUCUGCUUUUUGGAAGCUCAACUCAAAAGCAGCCAUUGCCUUCUCUUUUUUUUCUCUCUCUCGCCUUACUCCUCCUCCUCCUCUUCUUCUCACACUCAUUUCGGUUUGUUCAGUGUCUUUCUUUUUUUUGGUCGUCUUUUUUGGCUAAUCUGUGUGUGUGUGAGGGGGAGUAUUGGGAACCAGCAGGUUGUGCACUCCUCUUCUCCAGCAUUCAACAAUAGUCAACUAUGCCAUUCACCAGCUUAUAGGCACACACACACAUCCUUGGACUGGACUAUUCUCUCUCUCCGCAUCUCAUCCUCCAUCUGAUUUUUUUUUUUCUGACAACACACCUUUUUUAUGUUCCCGCCUGCGUCAUUUUGGGCCGCCACUGCGUUUUGACACCCCCAUCUUCUCGCUCUCUCUCUGGACGUGGAACAUGGAGACAGACACGCAGUCCCUGUGUAUCUGAGAUUUGGAUGUUCCAUAUUUGGAUAUCACCUUUGAGGGACGUGUGUGAAGCCUGAGCACCCAGGAGAACCUUCUAGAAGGCAGGAGAGCAGGCCCUUCGUUCCCUCUCAGAAUCCCCUUGUUGGAGUGGAGCUCCACCCAAACCCACUGAAGCGUUCCCCGCUCCCCCCGAGAGGAAUUCCACUAACUCCCCCCCCCCCCCACCCCACCCCUCCCUCGAGGGGUAGGAUCACCGUCGUCCUCCUCUAGACGCCACCACCAGUCGUAGAAGCGUCAUGACGACGGCCGUGGUUCCGGGCGAGCUGGUGUUUGAGUUUGCCAGCAAUGGGAUGGACGAGAUGACACAGCUGGACGACCCGUCGGUGUUCCCGGCGGUGAUCGUGGAGCAGGUGCCAGCGGCCGACCUGAUGCAGGUGUACUCGGGCCUGGAGUCGGACGAGGUGGCCAACGGCAUCAUGGCCGACGCCACACUGGACGUGGUGGAGGAACCCAUACUGGACGUGGGACUCACAGAAACCUCGGUGUCUGGUGGCGAGGACAACAUGGAGACUGUGGAGGCAGCAGAGGUGCUGCUCAACAUGGAGUCACCCAACAACAUCCUGGACGAGAAGAGGAUGAUCCACACGUACGGCACCUUGCUGGAGUCGGAGCUCCACAGCUACAUCUCCUUGCGGCCGGAUCAGCUGGCCUCCUUGGAGGUGGACGUGGACCUGGACGAGGAGACCUCCUCCAUGGACGAGGUCAUGCACAAGAGGCCAGUCAAGCCGCCCAAGAAAAACAAAGUGCGUAAACCCAGAGCGCAGCGGCCGUGCUCCCCCAUCACCAAUCCCUCGCUGCCCCUCAAGAAGAAGAGCAAGGAGGGCAAAGGUAACACCAUCUACCUGUGGGAGUUCCUGCUGGCCCUGCUGCAGGACAAGAACACCUGCCCCAAGUACAUCAAGUGGACGCAGCGGGAGAAGGGCAUCUUCAAGCUGGUGGACUCCAAGGCCGUGUCCAAGCUGUGGGGCAAGCACAAGAACAAGCCCGACAUGAACUACGAGACCAUGGGCCGGGCACUGCGGUAUUACUACCAGCGGGGCAUCCUUGCCAAGGUGGAGGGCCAGCGGCUGGUCUACCAGUUCAAGGAGAUGCCCUCGGACCUGGUGGUGAUCGACGACGAGGACGGCCAGGGCAUGGACGCCAGCCCCGGCGCCUACGGUGCCUUCUCCCCAGGAGGUGGCGGUGGGCACAGGGCCGCCACUAACGGCCGAGGCGGUGGCAUGAACCGCAGUGGAGGUGGAGGAGGAGGGGGAGCGUCCGGAAGAGGCGGCCAGGGAAAGGGCGCUGGUGGCGGGGGACACGCGGGAGGAGGUCCCCGGGCUGGAGGGGUGAAGAGGGAGGCCCAUAGCCCGGGCAUGGUGCACCACCGGGGGCACAACGGCAAGCAUGCUGAGCAGCAGCUGCUGCAGACGGUGCACGUGCUGCAGCCUAACCAGGGGGCGGCCGUGCCUGCGCAAUCACACUCCGUCAGAACCAUCAACAUGCCAGCCACCGUGCCCAUGGUGCUGACGAGCCAGGCCGGGGGCACUAUGACCCUGCAGACGGUGCCCCUCACCACCAUGCUGGCCAGCAGCGGCGGGUGCGACCCCACCCACGGCUCCCCACCCCGGGUCAUCCUUACCACCGUGCCCUCCAGCAGCCCCGGGGGCAAAGACGUGCUCACCAUCCAGACCGCCUCCCUGGCCACGGGGCCUGGGGGCAACCUGAGCACUGGUGGGUGUGGUGGUGGUGGUGGUGGCAUGAUCGGGGGCUCCGGGGGGACCGCCAGCCUCUCCGAGGGCCUGCUGGUGACCAGCCUCGGUUCAGGAGCAGGAAUGGGAGGAGGAGUAGGAGGAGGGUUGAACGGCGUCGGCGGCGUUGGUAGUGGGCAGACAGGCGGCGGCUUGAACGGCCUCACCCGCCUGGUGGCUCUCAACGCCAACGGGCAGCCCAGCGUGGUGGCACAGCAGCCGGGCACGGUCAUCGCCACCGUGCUCAAGUCCGGCGAGCUCCAGGGCCUGUCGGUGAAAGAGGAGAUCCUGGAUCCCCUGUACCUGCAGUCUCUGGUCUCUUGCGGAGACCCCACCGGAGUCAACGCGGGCAACACCAUCUACGUCAAGGAGGAGGCCGUGGACGACGGCUGCGGAGGCACGGAGCUCAGCUACAGGACUGUGAUCUUCACCCAGGACGGAGGCAUGGCCGCGGGGGAGAGGCUGGAGGCCAGCGCCAUCAACGGACAUUUGGACACCAUGGCCACCUUGCCUCUGGCCAGCAGCCCCAGCGAAGGCCUCACCCCGGUGGAGGAGCUGGAAGGCGGGAUGGAUCCCAAGGAGCAGCUGCUGGAGGUGCCCAUCUCCGUGCCCAUGUCCCUCCCCAUGUCGGUGUCGGUGCCCGUCUCCACGGUCGUCGGUGGUCACAUGUCUGUGCGGCUGCCCACGUCUUCAUCCAACUUCAUCCAGAUAAAAACCGAGUCUGAGACCUAGGAAGGAAGAAAGACAGUAGUCCCCACUCCCUGAUCUCUCACCCUCCCCCUACUCCUUGUCAAAGAGGUGCCAAUCUCUGGUUCAGAACGUUCAAAAACAAUGCCACAAAUUUGAUCCAACCAUGCUCUGAAUCAGCUGAUCACAAUGGGCACUCGACUCAAGACAGGUAGACUGAUCAGUUACUCAGUUAAGUAACCUGUGUUGGAAAAAAAUUGUGGCAGGGAUUUUACUUCUGAACUGGAUUUAUGAGACCUCUUCCCACACUUUGCAACCCAGUCGUCCCCACCCUUCGCAGGCGUCUUGGAUGGGGAACGGACACGUCAACAAUCACCCCCACCCCCUCUUUUUGCCCCAACCAUGAAAAAUUGACGUGUCCAACCAAUAAGAAAUACCAAAAGAUGACUGCUGCAGAGGACUUCAAAAGAUAACUGUGUUUUUUUUCUUUCUCUUUUUGAAAAUUUCUUUUGUCAGCAGUCUCGAUGGUAGCAGCAGCAAAUUUGUAAUUUAUUGCUCUCGAAAAAAAAAAGAAAAAAAAUAAUAUAAAAGGCCCCUUGCCGGCCGAGGACAUUUGUUUACUCAGAAAUGAUGAUACCGUGCCUAAAAGAAAAUUGCGAACUUUUUAAGGGAUAGUCUGGUUUUUUUUGCAGAUGUCUGUGUUAAAUAAAUCGGAAGGAGGAGGAGGACAUUGCGAUACAAUAUGUUGUCCUCAUAUCUCCUCCUAAACCUCCAUGAACAUUCUCUGUCAGGAAACACAGCCAUUUUAGAAGCAGGGACCACCACCUUACCAAAUGUGCCAGUGAGAGAAAAAACGAACUCAAGUCAUCUCUUCUCUUCUCUACUCUUCUCUUCCCUCCACCCCCUUACCCGCCAUCAACCAACCAACCAAAGAAAGGAAGUUGCUUCAGGCUUUGUAAUUCACUUGUUGGACUUCUGCUUGACAGUGGGAGUGAUACCAAAAUAAUAAAUGAAUAUAUAUAUAUAUAUAUGAAUGAAAUAUAAAUAUAUAUAUAUAUAAAUAUAUAUCUUGUCAAGGACAGAAACAGCGACCUGCUGAAAAGGUGGGACAUCUUUUUGUAUCUCGUCUCACCUAUGUGACCUAUGUGGUCUUUCUUUCUCCGUUUUUUUUAAAGGACAUCAAAACCAAUACACCCCAAACAAACCAAAAUAUGCCUCAUGGACCUGAACUGAACUGAACUGUGCCUUAAGAAUGGAGGUUUUUUUGGAAAAAGUUUAAAUAAGGGAAGGUGGUUUGUUUUCCUUCCUCCUAUCAUUCUUUCUCUCUCUCCCUUUGACGUUCUUUGGUUUUGAGUCACACAGUUGAGAUUUACAUGCCUCAACACCGCCUCUCUCACACGAGCCAACGGACUGACCGAGCGAUUUAGCGAGCGAUGUAGCGAGUCGACCCUGGCGUAUGUAUACCUAUGUGUGUGACUCACUGCUCUAUGGCUCUCCAGUCACGGAUUCCUCCUCCCCUGUUAUCUCACUCCUCAAGUCCUGCUGUGAGAGGGCUCCUGCCUAGACCCCGUGGUGGCCUUAACACACUGUGUUUCUAUGGAAAUGGGCAUUCAAUGUCUGCUGAGGCAAUCCAAUUACAGAUAGUAUAUACUUGACUAUAUGCUCCCCUUGCCGACUUUCAAAGCAAGGAAGAGAACCGAGGGAGGGAGGGAGGAAGUGUAUGUAUGUGUAUGUAUGUAUGUAUGUAUGCGUUGGGGAAACAUACUCCAAAGCUGGUGAUUCAAAGCAAGGAAAGAAAAAAAAUAUCCCUUAUUUGCUUUCCCCAGAGAAUAAAACCUUAAAAAGUUGAACUCCUGUUAAUAUGAAAUGGAAAUAUAGAAAUAUAUAUAUGAAUAUAUAUAUAUUAUAAGAAAACCAUACGAUUGAGAUUCAAUUUUAAAAGGCCACAAAUUUAUUUAUUUUGUGAAUUUCUAAAUUCUGUAUAAAAAGGCUCUUUUUUAUUAUUAUUUACAUAUGCAUAUGCAACAGCAAAAUACGAGGGAACACGAGUAUAUCCAGUAGAAUUAUAUAUGAACCAGGAAUUUUAAAUGUGUUUUAAAAAAUAAUGUUUUAUGUCUCGAGCUGUAUCUUUUUUUGUCUUCAUUUUGAUGCAUUCCAAUGUAGUCUGCACUCCUUCA
This is a messenger RNA of Engraulis encrasicolus (European anchovy), 5782 nucleotides long. It is a transcript of the gene elf1, whose product is annotated as E74-like ETS transcription factor 1. Gene Ontology annotation, molecular function: sequence-specific DNA binding; DNA-binding transcription factor activity, RNA polymerase II-specific. Gene Ontology annotation, cellular component: nucleus. The transcript is spliced from 9 exons. Gene Ontology annotation, biological process: cell differentiation; regulation of transcription by RNA polymerase II. Lineage: Eukaryota; Metazoa; Chordata; Actinopteri; Clupeiformes; Engraulidae. Bases 1425 to 3650 code for a protein of 741 amino acids. The record is from RefSeq and is a predicted model, not a curated record.